AACAAAAAAAUGGCUGGAGUUUGGGUGUUUAACAAUGGUGUAUAUCGCCUUGAAACCAGUCCCCGGAGACGGGAAUUGGUACACUUACCAUCUGGUGAGGUUGUAUCAUCCUACACUUUCCUGGAGCAUAUUUUGAGAGGUUUAGGCUGGGAGAGGUACGACGGGGGUGAUCCUGACCUCUUCCAAUUCCACAAGCAAUCUUCCAUCGAUCUGAUUUCACUUCCUAGGGACUUCUCCAGGUUCUGCUCCGUUCACAUGUAUGACAUAGUCGUUAAGAAUCCCAAUGUCUUCCACGUACGGGAUAUGUGAGAGUACUGAGAGCUCUAUAUAUACAGCCUACAGCUAGCUAGCUCUCUGUUUCCUCCAUAUAUAUUCCAUGCUAUCUAUCUAUCUAUCUAUCUAUCUAUCUAUCUAUCCAUCUAUCUACCUAUCUAUCUAUAUAAUAUACAUAUAUAUAUAUAGAUAUCAUAAGUAACCUCUCUCUGCAGUGCUUGUGUGAUCCUUUUCUUGACUCUAUUUUUCCCCCUUUUCUGAGAUGACUUCAAUCUCAUCUUUUAGGGCAUUGUUAUGGUGCAGUGUAUGACUAGGAUUGGUUCCACUAGGGUUUUAAGCAGGUCUCUGGUCUCUGGAGACCUUAUUAAUUUGCUUGCUACAAUAAAGUGGACUAGUGUUUGUACUAGGUUUGUAUGAUGAAUUGCUGUGUUUCACGUCUGUAUGUAAAUAUUUGAUGUUUUAUAAUAAUAAAGUCAUGCAUGGAACUUUAAAGCAGUUUGAGAUUUUACCAUCAA
Messenger RNA from Durio zibethinus, 788 nucleotides. Its product is annotated as flowering-promoting factor 1-like protein 2. The record is from RefSeq and is a predicted model, not a curated record. Gene Ontology annotation, biological process: regulation of flower development. NCBI's taxonomy places the organism in Eukaryota, Viridiplantae, Streptophyta, Magnoliopsida, Malvales, Malvaceae.